AUGCGCAUCCGCGAGAGCGGAAUUGACCGCACCCCCGACACACCCACUACAUCCAACACACCCAUCACGCCCAACCCCACCCUCACUCCGUCGCCCCGUGCGCCCACCACCAUCAACACCACCACCGCCGCCGCCGCCGCCGCCGCCGCCGCCACCACCACCACCACCACCACCACCCCCACCACCACCACCACCGUAACCGAAGCCGACACAACCGACCUCUCAUGCCCACGCAAGUUCACCUCACGCAUUGGCCUAGUCGGUCACUUACGAAUCCAUCGUCCAGAAACUGGCGAACCAGGGCCUGAAGCACCCACCUACACUCGCCGCAACCGCCUUCACUGUCCACACUGCUCUCGCACAUGA
This is a messenger RNA of Spirometra erinaceieuropaei, 366 nucleotides long. The record is from the annotation of a GenBank genome assembly. NCBI's taxonomy places the organism in Eukaryota, Metazoa, Platyhelminthes, Cestoda, Diphyllobothriidea, Diphyllobothriidae.